GCCGGGGCCCCGGCGGGCAGUGGCCGCCAUGGAGGCCGUUCCCCGAAUGCCCAUGAUCUGGCUGGACCUGAAAGAGGCUGGCGACUUCCACUUCCAACCCGCCGUGAAGAAGUUUGUCCUGAAGAAUUACGGAGAGAACCCAGAAGCCUACAAUGAGGAACUGAAGAAGCUGGAGUUGCUCAGACAGAAUGCCAUCCGAGUUCCUCGGGACUUUGAGGGCUGCAGCGUCCUCCGCAAGUACUUGGGUCAGCUCCACUACCUGCAGAGCCGGGUCCCCAUGGGUCUGGGCCAAGAGGCUGCUGUUGCUGUCACCUGGACAGAGAUCUUCUCGGGCAAGGCUGUGGCCCACGAGGACAUCAAGUACGAGCAGGCCUGUAUCCUCUACAACCUUGGGGCACUGCACUCCAUGCUGGGGGCCUCGGACAAGCGAGUGUCUGAAGAGGGCAUGAAGGUCUCAUGCACCCACUUCCAGUGUGCAGCUGGUGCCUUUGCCUACUUGCGGGAGCACUUCCCUCAGGCCUACAGCGUGGACAUGAGCCGCCAGAUCCUCACCCUCAACGUCAACCUCAUGCUGGGCCAGGCUCAGGAGUGCCUCUUGGAGAAGUCGAUGUUGGACAACAGGAAGAGCUUUUUGGUGGCCCGCAUCAGCGCCCAGGUUGUAGAUUAUUAUAAAGAGGCAUGCCGAGCCUUGGAGAACCCCGAGACUGCCUCGCUGCUAGGCCGGAUCCAGAAGGACUGGAAGAAGUUGGUGCAGAUGAAGAUCUACUACUUUGCUGCUGUGGCACACCUGCACAUGGGGAAGCAGGCGGAAGAGCAGCAGAAGUUUGGGGAGCGGGUUGCGUACUUCCAGAGUGCCCUGGACAAGCUCAAUGAAGCCAUCAAGCUGGCCAAGGGCCAGCCAGACACGGUGCAGGACGCACUUCGCUUCGCUAUGGAUGUCAUUGGAGGAAAGUACAAUUCUGCCAAGAAAGACAAUGACUUCAUCUACCAUGAGGCAGUCCCAGCACUGGAUACCCUUCAGGCUGUCAAAGGAGCCCCUUUGGUGAAGCCAUUGCCAGUGAACCCCACAGACCCUGCUGUCACGGGCCCGGACAUCUUUGCCAAACUGGUGCCCAUGGCUGCCCAUGAGGCCUCGUCAUUGUACAGUGAGGAAAAGGCGAAGCUGCUUCGGGAAAUGAUGGCCAAGAUUGAGGACAAAAAUGAGGUCUUAGACCAGUUCAUGGAUUCCAUGCAGCUGGACCCAGAGACAGUGGACAACCUGGAUGUGUACAGCCACAUCCCACCCCCGCUCAUGGAGAAGUGUGCAGCUCUCAGCGUGCGGCCCGACACCGUCCGGAACCUCGUCCAGUCCAUGCAAGUGCUGUCAGGUGUGUUCACGGAUGUGGAAGCCUCUCUGAAGGACAUCCGGGAGCUGCUGGAGGAGGAGGAGCUGCUGGAGCAAAAGUUCCAGGAGGCAGUGGGCCAGGCAGGAGCCAGCCCAGCAGCCUCCAAGACUGAGCUGGCGGAAGUGAGGCGAGAAUGGGCCAAAUACAUGGAGGUCCACGAGAAGGCCUCCUUCACCAACAGUGAGCUGCACCGUGCCAUGAACCUGCAUGUUGGCAACCUGCGCCUGCUCAGCGGGCCUCUGGACCAGGUCCGCGCAGCUCUGCCCACACCAGCCCUCACCCCAGAGGACAAGGCCGUGCUGCAGAACCUGAAGCGCAUCCUGGCCAAGGUGCAGGAGAUGCGGGACCAGCGCCUGUCCUUGGAACAGCAGCUGCGAGAGCUCAUCCAGAAGGAUGACAUCACUGCCUCACUGGUCACCACAGACCACUCGGAGAUGAAGAAGCUGUUUGAAGAGCAGCUCAAGAAGUACGACCAGCUGCGGGUGUACCUGGAGCAGAACCUGGCUGCCCAGGACAACGUCCUCCGAGCGCUGACUGAGGCCAAUGUGCAGUAUGCUGCUGUGCGGCGGGUGCUCAGCGAUCUAGACCAAAAGUGGAACUCCACCCUCCAGACCCUGGUGGCCUCCUGUGAAGCCUACGAGGACCUGAUGAAGAAGUCCCAGGAGGGCAAGGACUUCUAUGCAGACCUGGAGAGCAAGGUGGCUGCUCUCCUGGAGCGAGCCCAGUCCACAUGCCAGGCCCGAGAGGCUGCCCGUCAGCAGCUCCUUGACAGGGAGCUCAAGAAGAAGCCGCCACCUCGGCCCACAGCCCCCAAACCACUACUGGCCCGUAGAGAGGAGGGUGAGGCGGCAGAGCCGGGAGACCUUCCUGAGGAGCUGCGCAGCCUGGCCCCUGACAUGGUGGCUGGCCCCCGGCCGCCAGACACCUUCAUGGGAACAGCUGCCCCCCUCCACUUCCCUCCCGGCCCCUUCCCCAGUGCCACAGGUCCAGGACCUCACUAUCUUCCAGGUCCUCUGCCCCAUGGUACCUACUCAGGCCCCCCACUGCUACCGCCCAGGCAUCCCCAGGUCCCAGCACACCCUGCUGUGGCCGUGGCCCCUGGGCCUGCCCUCUAUCCACCCCCCGCCUACACCCCUGAGCUGGGCCUUGUACCCCGAUCCUCCCCACAGCACGGGGUGGUGAGCAGUCCCUACAUGGGAGUAGGGCCACCCCCACCUGUUGCAGGCCUGCCCUCGGCCCCACCUCCCCAGUUCUCAGGCCCAGAGGUGGCCAUAGGGGUCCGGCCAGCCACUACCACUGUGGAUAGUAUCCAAGCCCCAAUUCCCAGCCACCCGGCACCAAGGCCAAACCCUGCCCCUGCUCCCCCCCAGCACUGCUUCCCAGUGCCUCCCCCCUACCCCUACCCUAUGGGAGCCAAGCCCCCCCUCCCGGUGCCCCCAGCCCAGCACCACUUUCCUCCCAGGGUCCCCACAGCUUUUUCAGCCCCAAGGGUUGCCCCGCAACCCCACCCCUCUCGAGUAGCAUUCGGGCCCCAGCCCCCCCAGCAGCCCCUUCCACUCCCACAUCCACACCUUUUCCCACCCCAGGCCCCAGGCCCCCUUCUUCCACAGCCCCACUUCCCCUUUGCCCCUCAGCCAGGAGUCCUGGGGCAGCUGCCACCCCCCAUGCACACCCAGCUGUAUCAAGGCCCUGCUCAGGACCCUCUGCCUCCCCGCUCGGGGGCUCUGCCUUUCCCCAGCCCUGCCCCCCCGCAACCUCCCCAUCCCACCCUGGCGUAUGCCACUGCCCCUGCCCCCAGGCCCCUGGGCCCCCAGGCAGCUCCACUCUCUAUUAGAGGCCCCCCACCUGUCAGCCAGCCGGCCCCAAGCCCCCACCCGGUGCCUUCACCUGCCCCGUCACCAGGGCCUGGCCCACUCACCCCUCGGCCCCCUGCAGCAGAGCCACCCCCGUGCCUGCGGCGAGGCUCCGCUGCUGCAGACCUGCUCUCCUCCAGCCCCGAGAGCCAGCAUGGGGGUGCCCAGCCUCCAGGGGGUGGGCAGCCCCUGCUGCAGCCCACCAAGGUGGACGCCACCGAGGGCCGGCGGCCCCAGGCUCUGCAGCUGAUUGAGCAGGACCCCUAUGAGCACCCUGAGAGGCUGCGGCAGCUGCAGCAGGAGCUGGAGGCUUUCCGGGGCCAACUGUGGGACACCGCUGCUCUGGACACCACCUGGCGGGAGCUGCAGGAUGCGCAGGAGCACGAUGCCCGGGGCCGUUCCAUCGCCAUUGCCCGCUGCUACUCCCUCAAGAACAGGCACCAGGAUGUCAUGCCCUACGACAGUAACCGGGUGGUGCUGCGCUCGGGCAAGGACGACUACAUCAAUGCCAGCCGUGUGGAGGGGCUCUCGCCCUACUGCCCGCCCCUGGUGGCCACCCAGGCCCCCCUGCCUGGCACGGCUGCUGACUUCUGGCUCAUGGUGCAUGAGCAGAAAGUGUCCGUCAUUGUCAUGCUCCUGUCUGAAGCAGAGAUGGAGAAGCAAAAGGUGACGCGCUACUUCCCCACGGAGCGGGGCCAGUCCAUGGUGCACGGGCCCCUGAGCCUGGCCCUGAGCAGCGUCCGUGCCACCGAAACCCAUGUGGAACGUGUGCUGAGCCUCCAGUUCCGGGACCAGAGCCUCAAGCGUUCCCUGGUGCACCUGCACUUCCCCACUUGGCCUGAGCUAGGCCUGCCUGACAGCCCCAGCAACCUUCUGCGCUUCAUCCAGGAGGUGCACACACACUGCCUACACCAGCGACCCCUGCACACGCCCAUAGUUGUGCACUGCAGCUCUGGUGUGGGCCGCACGGGUGCCUUUGCCCUACUCUACGCAGCAGUGCAGGAGGUGGAGGCUGGGAAUGGGAUCCCGGAGCUGCCUCAACUGGUGCGGCGCAUGCGGCAGCAGAGGAAACACAUGCUGCAGGAGAAGCUGCACUUGCGGUUCUGUCACGAGGCCGUGGUGAGACACGUGGAGCAGGUCCUGCAGCGCCAUGGCAUGCCCCCCCCCUGCAAGCCCCUGGCCAGCACAGGCACUAGCCAGAAGAACCACCUGCCUCAGGACUCCCAGGACCUGGUCCUUGGCGGGGAUGUGCCCAUCAGUUCUAUCCAGGCCACCAUCGCCAAGCUCAGCAUUCGGCCACCUGGAGCCUUGGAGCCCCCGGUUGCCAGUCUGCCGGGCCCUGCAGACCCCCCAGGCCAGCCUCCACUCAGUCUGACAGAACCUUCCCAGCUCCCACCCUCCUCACCCCCUCCACCCUCUCCCAUGCCCGAGGACCCCCAGCCUGUGGAGGAGCUUCCAGUGCCUGAAACCCCCAGCCCAGGGCCCCCCUCUUCCUCCCUGGAGCUGCUGGCCUCCCUGACUCCGGAGGCCUUCUCCUUGGACAGCUCCCUGAGGGGGAAGCAGCGGAUGAGCAAGCAGAACUUCCUGCAGGCCCACAACGGGCAGGGUCUCCGGGCAGCCCGGCCUGCUGACGACCCCCUGAGCCUUCUGGAUCCACUCUGGACGCUCAACAAGACCUGAAUAGGCUCCACCUGCCUGGUCUGUACACUACUUCAUCUCCGGUGCCCCCCACCCCUGGGCCCUUCAGAAUGGGCACGUCUCCUCCCGUUUCCUGCUGCCUUUAGCCUUGGUCUCUCUGGUGGGGAAGCAUCAGAAACCUUGAGUGAGGUUCUGUGCCUCUGUGGGACCUGACCAUUUUUUUUCCAGCUCUUUGCGAUGGAAACAAUAAACAAACCUGUUCUGUGC
This is a messenger RNA of Echinops telfairi (small Madagascar hedgehog), 5143 nucleotides long. RefSeq names its product protein tyrosine phosphatase non-receptor type 23 (gene PTPN23). The record is from RefSeq and is a predicted model, not a curated record. The transcript is spliced from 25 exons. The coding region runs from base 29 to 4918 and encodes 1629 amino acids. Lineage: Eukaryota; Metazoa; Chordata; Mammalia; Afrosoricida; Tenrecidae. Gene Ontology annotation, molecular function: protein tyrosine phosphatase activity; protein binding. Gene Ontology annotation, cellular component: endosome. Gene Ontology annotation, biological process: protein transport to vacuole involved in ubiquitin-dependent protein catabolic process via the multivesicular body sorting pathway; endocytic recycling; early endosome to late endosome transport.